AUGGUACAGAGGAAAGAAAGACGCCAGAGACUUGGCAAUCUUCGUUCAGCAUGUUCUACAUCAAAAUCAUCCAAGAUUCUGAAGCAUCUGAAUGUAAAAGAAAGGAGUGUUUUACUAAAGCAUAUUAUUGUCAGCGACAAAUAUAAGUUUCUUUAUUGUUACACCCCAAAGGUAGCAUGCUCAAAUUGGAAAAGAGUUGUCAUGGUGUUGGAUGGGGUAUCCGAUGGUUUUGUGAAAGAUCAUCCUCAUGGUUUGAAGUAUUUAUAUCAAUAUUCAAGCAAAGAAAUUGAUUACAGAUUGAAAAAUUAUUUCAAAUUUACAUUUGUACGAAAUCCUCUUGAAAGAUUGUUAUCAGCCUACAGAAAUAAAUUCGGGGAGAUAGAAGAUAUUAUGAGGACAUAUGGAGUAAAAAUUAAAAAGAGAUAUGGUAAAUCUGGUGCAUCACAGCAGGAAGAAUAUACUGGUAAGAUUCCUGGUGAUGAUGUCAGUUUUGAAGAAUUCAUCAGAUUUCUUCUUGAUAACAGUAUUGUUGAAAACAUGAAUGAACAUUGGGCCCCAAUGCAUACUCUCUGUCAACCAUGUGUAGUUGAUUACGAUUUCAUUGGUUCCUAUGACAACUUAUAUGAAGAUUCAGAAAAAGUAUUGCAGCAGAUUAAAGCACCUAAAGAUCUACACUUUCCAACUCGCCAAUCAUAUUAUUCUCCUUCCAGCUUAUCCACAACUGCGUAUUAUUACUCAGUAGUUAAUAACACAUAUCUUGAAAGUCUGUUUGCAAAGUAUUAUCAAGACUUUGCUUUAUUUUCGUACCCAUUUCCAAAGAUAAAAUAAUCUGUUGUUUUGUGGUAUACAUAGGAAAGUUUAUUGUGGCAAUUGCUUGGGUUGUAAGUAGAAAUGCCCAAUGAUAUUUGAAUGAAAUCAACGAUUUCUUCAUUUUUCUUGAGAUUGAUAUAUUUGAAAUUACAUUUUUUUGUGAAUUUUGUCUUUAACACAGCAUGCUCUUAUGUUAAUUUCUUUUUUGUUGAGAGAGAUAGCAUCAAUGUGAUUUUCUACACAGUGACUCAAUCGACACUCACCGACUUAUACCAUUCUUUGGUAGUAAUGUUUCAAAACAAUAUAUGCAUCAGUUAUUCUGAAGACUUUGUAUUGCAGCCAUUAAUAAAAAUUGUAAAUAUAUCAUCAAGAUUUGAUAGUUUAACAAUUUGUCUUAAACACUCACUCAUUUCAUGGAAUUUUGCACAAACUUGAAUUUUUUUAUCCCUGCUCCCUUGUAUAUAGUUAAAAAGGAAUAUGACACAAGUAUUUACCUGGUACUACGGUUAGCAAAUAGUCGCACUGUUUUAUAUAUUCAAUCUUGGCCAGUGCAGUUGCUUAGACAAAUUCUUAGCAUAAACGUUUCUAACUGUCCUUUAGGGAUAGUAUCGAUUUAGAAUGUAUUUUACUUUGUUCGGUGACUGUUCAUAUUUGUCUUUAGUUUAGUACAGUGGUUCUCAAAACGUGGGAACCACUGGUUUUGUAUCACCAUAAUUCUCGCUACAUUAUUCAAGUUAUUUGCUGCCAAUUUAAGGGGGAUUUGUGAUGAUCAAAUUCUUGGUCAAGCUAAUUUUUAUUCAUUAAUAUUAUAUUUGUAGAUUCAAUUUUUUAUUAGCUGCUAGAUAGAAAAUUAAUCCAAAUAUUAAUGCAAUGCAACCAAUGACAUGAUCCACUUCCAAAUUAUAAACUCGUGAUAAUUAGGUGCUCAGUAUUGCCAAACUAGCAAUUUUUAUAUUUCAUUAUUCUAAUCUUCGCUAUUCUCUGCAGUAUUUCAUGCUCAAAUCUCGUUUUUUUUUUGUGCUCAUUUUGUAUUGUCACCCAGCAAGAAAAUUUUUAUUUCUUCAAUAUUAGAAAAGCAUAUAGAGUAGCACAAAUGAUGUAUAAUCAUUCAUUUGGCUGUUUUCUAUCUGUUGUAUAUUUUUUGUCAGUUAGCAAGUGCCGAAAUUGCUUUCGCUAGCCAAAAAAAUAAAUAAACAGAAUAUAACACUGAAUGUGUAACUCUUUUUCAAAUUAUUUUAUAAACCAUUUUAUAUGUUUGGACUGCUUGUCAAUUUCUGUUUAUAUUAUUUCAUACUCUCACAAUAUUCAGAUUUAUUUCACAUUGGUUUGAUAUAAUCUGUGUUAAUAUUUUUAUGGCAUGCACUACCAUCCUUUCAAAAUGUCAAUCAUCCAUUCUUCAAGUUUGCAUUUUCUAGUACAUUAACCACUGUAUUAAUGGAAUUUUCAUAGACCUACUAGUCUCUUUUUAAUUAAAUUCUAAUGAAGUUACGACAUCUUGAAAGUCACCUAGAAAAUGUUGAGCGCUUCAAGGAACCAAAAAUUGCAUUGGAACAGUAUGUGACUUCUCCACAUAUUGCAGGUAAUCUGAUAAUAUAAGAAAUACCAAAAAAAAUUUCAUGAUCCGACUGAGAUUCUUUGUGACCAGAGUCCAGAGAGGAACUUUGUGAUUUAUAUCUUUGUUAAGCAGUGAUGACUGGUCCAAAGUAUGUUUUACUUUUAAACUUGAAAACAUACUGUGCGAUUUUAUUUAGGUAAUUCCUAAAUUUUCUGUAUGUUAAUUCAUCUUGGUAAAUAACAAGCCUGGUAUGAAUAAACAUGUGUAUGACCCAUCAGGCAGUGUUGUGUAGUCACAUAUACCAAAUAGUGACAGUGUGGCUUAAAAAAAUGUAUUGUCCAGCUGAGUCUGAAAUGUUUUGCCCUACAUCGCAGUUACUAUUCUCUAAUAGUAUUGUCAUAGUAGCCAUGUUUUUGAAGAUGCAUGGUUAUAUUCAUCUUGUGUGUUGAGUGUCUUUUGGAAAUAAAACAAUCUCUCUAUCUUU
Messenger RNA from Styela clava, 2849 nucleotides. Lineage: Eukaryota; Metazoa; Chordata; Ascidiacea; Stolidobranchia; Styelidae. The record is from RefSeq and is a predicted model, not a curated record.